UACAUUGUACACACACACAGACUCACUUUGAUUGGCUAAAAAAACACAGUCAAAAUCUCAAACCCACCGUAGAUUCCUUUUCUUCUCCACGGGCCGUUAUUUAAUUUGUUUUUCCCUUUUUUAUAACUGCCUAACAAACACUGUCCUCUCACACUCACACAUACCUGCUAUUACCACUAAAUCUCUCUCAUUUAUUACUUACCCCACACAACAAAAUCUCUCAGAUCCUUUACUUUUUUUCUUUUUUCAUUUAAUUUAAAAAAAAAACAAACAAACUGAUUGGCCCACAGCCAUGGACCAAGGCCGCGCAACCCACUUAACCACCGCUAACGGUGGCUCCGGCGUCGUUGUUGGUGGUGGUGGUUCGGUUGGUGUUCAGAUCCAACAGUCACGUAGGCUUCCGGAUUUUCUACAGAGCGUGAAUCUCAAGUACGUAAAAUUAGGUUACCAUUACCUGAUUUCGAACCUUUUGACCCUAUGUUUCGUUCCUCUAAUCCUCGUAACCCUAAUCGAAACCUCGCAAAUGGAACUCGAAGACAUUCGGCAGCUUUGGCUUCACCUCCAGUACAACCUUGUUAGCGUCGUCAUUUGCUCGGCUUUCUUGGUUUUCGGUUUGACCGUUUACAUCAUGACCCGACCCAAACCCGUUUACCUCGUGGAUUACUCGUGUUACAAACCGCCUGAUCAUCUCAAGGCUCCGUCCCAUUCCUUCAUGGAACACUCUCGCCUCACCGGCGACUUCGACGACUCGUCGUUGGAGUUUCAGCGCAAGAUCCUCGAGCGCUCGGGCCUCGGCGACGAGACGUAUGUGCCGGAGGCGAUGCAUGCGAUUCCGCCGGAGCCGACGAUGGCGGCCGCGAGGGACGAAGCCGAAAAGGUUAUGUUUGGUGCCUUGGAUAAGCUAUUCUCGAAUUGCAGUGUGAAACCUAAGGAUAUCGGUAUUCUUGUGGUGAAUUGUAGUCUGUUUAAUCCAACUCCUUCGCUGUCGGCUAUGAUUGUGAAUAAGUAUAAACUGAGGGGUAAUAUACGGAGUUUUAAUUUGGGGGGUAUGGGUUGUAGUGCUGGGGUUAUAGCUGUUGAUUUAGCUAAGGAUUUGUUACAAGUUCAUAGGAAUACUAAUGCUGUUGUUGUGAGCACUGAGAAUAUCACUCAGAAUUGGUAUUUUGGGAACAAGAAGUCUAUGUUGAUACCCAAUUGCUUGUUUCGUGUUGGGGGUGCAGCGGUUUUGCUCUCCAAUAAGUCUGUGGAUCGGAGAAGAGCUAAGUAUAAGCUGGUACAUGUUGUGAGGACACAUCGUGGGGCCGAUGAUAAGGCCUUUAGGUGUGUUUAUCAGGAACAGGAUGAUAAUGGGAAGACGGGUGUUUCAUUGUCAAAGGAAUUGAUGGCUAUUGCUGGAGGUACACUUAAGACUAAUAUCACCACAUUGGGUCCUCUUGUGUUGCCAAUUAGUGAGCAGCUUCUGUUCUUCGCGACCCUGCUUGUUAAGAAGUUGUUCAAUGCGGAUGUCAAGCCUUAUAUACCGGAUUUUAAGUUGGCGUUCGAUCAUUUUUGUAUUCAUGCUGGGGGAAGGGCUGUGAUUGAUGAAUUGGAGAAGAAUCUUCAGUUGUUGCCAAUUCAUGUGGAGGCUUCUAGGAUGACUCUUCACCGGUUUGGGAAUACUUCGUCCAGCUCCAUUUGGUAUGAGUUGGCCUAUAUAGAGGCUAAGGGGAGGAUGCGCAAGGGCAAUCGUGUGUGGCAGAUUGCAUUUGGAAGUGGUUUCAAAUGUAAUAGUGCAGUUUGGCAGGCACUUCGGAAUGUGAGGCCGUCUCAUAACGGUCCUUGGGAAGACAGUAUUCACAAUUAUCCUGUGAAAACACUCUCUGAAUAGCAUUUUGGUUUGACUCUCCAUUCAGGGUAUUUUUCUUUUGUAGCUUAACCAUCCUUAUUUCAACCUUUUGUCUGUUCCUGAGAUUGUUUUUUGUUGGAUUUUUUUUUUUUUUUUUUUUGUUUGAUACCAGAUGUCAAAUUGUGGUCCUUUUUACUUCACAAUUCUUGUAUGUUUCAGUUAUGUUUCCAGAGUACUAUGAUUUGGAGAAAUGCUGAUUUUGUAAUUUAAUAAUGCUCCAAAAUUUCAACUUGCAUAAUCUUGUUCAUCUGUAAUUUUCUGUUAAUGAUAAAGAGUUUUUCUUAAA
Messenger RNA from Quercus robur (English oak), 2171 nucleotides. Its product is annotated as 3-ketoacyl-CoA synthase 4-like. Gene Ontology annotation, molecular function: acyltransferase activity, transferring groups other than amino-acyl groups. Lineage: Eukaryota; Viridiplantae; Streptophyta; Magnoliopsida; Fagales; Fagaceae. Gene Ontology annotation, biological process: fatty acid biosynthetic process. The record is from RefSeq and is a predicted model, not a curated record. The coding region runs from base 293 to 1867 and encodes 524 amino acids. Gene Ontology annotation, cellular component: membrane. The transcript has a single exon.